AAUAUAGUCUAUUGUGUAUUGGGACCUUUUAUCGGUAGAACCACCGCUUUCGCAACAGGAGUGUUGUUGACUUUCUUCUUAUGAUGAAGUCUCUCUCAGUUCAAUCUUCUACCUUCUGUAGUUUUUCUUCACAUGAAACUGGAACAAACCCUAGAUAUUUGCCCAUCAAGUCAUCAAAUUUUCUCUGCUGUUCUUCCAAGCCUCGAAAUUCGAGUGGAUUUUUGUGUCUGAGCACUCAAAAUGACGGCUUCAGAGAAAACUCUGGUGAAGUUGGUGGCGGAGAUGCAGUGAUAAUUGUGGAUCAUGGUUCGCGUCGAAAAGAGUCCAAUUUGAUGCUUAAUGAGUUUGUGGAGAUGUUUAAGUAUAAAACUGGUUAUGAGAUAGUGGAGCCUGCUCACAUGGAAUUAGCAGAGCCAUCAAUAAGAGAUGCUUUUCAAUCUUGCGUUCAACAAGGUGCAAAUCGCAUUAUUGUUAGUCCCUUUUUUCUCUCUCCUGGAAGGCAUUGGAGUCAGGAUAUUCCUUCCUUAAGCGCUGAGGCAGCAAAGGAACACCCAGAUGUGUCGUACAUUGUAACUGCACCCCUCGGAUUACAUGAACUACUUGUGGAUGUUGUGAACGAUAGAAUCAAGCACUGCAUAAAGCAUGUGGCUGGAGAUGCAGAUGAGUGUUCAGUCUGUGCAGGAACUGGAAAAUGCAGACUCUAUUAGUUUCUGAAACUAUGAUUCUUUUGAAUACUGUUUCUGUGCUAGAUGAGCCUGGGAAGCAAGGAAUCUGUAAAUUGAGUUGCAAUUGUUCUGAGUUUGUGAAUUCAGUGAGUUUAUGUGGAUUCUAGUAGGUCAAAAAUUGCAGUUCCAAGAGCUACUGCUUCCCAAAUGUAGUGAAGUUGAAUAUGAUUAAUAUAGUUCGAUGAAAUAAUUUGCAAUGGCAAAUUAUCAAUUAUGCAGAUCAAGUUGCAACUUAUAUUAUAUAUCUAUUCUGAUGUCAUGUUAUAUUUUUCUUA
This is a messenger RNA of Vigna unguiculata (cowpea), 1000 nucleotides long. RefSeq names its product sirohydrochlorin ferrochelatase B (gene SIRB). The record is from RefSeq and is a predicted model, not a curated record. Gene Ontology annotation, molecular function: lyase activity. Lineage: Eukaryota; Viridiplantae; Streptophyta; Magnoliopsida; Fabales; Fabaceae.